Penicillium macrosclerotiorum is the source of this 363-nucleotide messenger RNA. RefSeq lists its product as uncharacterized. The transcript has 2 exons. The record is from RefSeq and is a predicted model, not a curated record. The coding region runs from base 1 to 363 and encodes 120 amino acids. Lineage: Eukaryota; Fungi; Ascomycota; Eurotiomycetes; Eurotiales; Aspergillaceae.
AUGAAGGUUAUCUACAUCAGCGAGAAGAUUAUUCAAACCCAACAUCUCAAAGCAGGGCGAACGCCUUCUCGAAGCCAAACGGGUGUGCCCGCCGAAAGCUCUUGGGAAAGCGCCAAAAACCAGCUAGCUCGAUUUAUGGUCCGGACCCACAACAAACAGGGCAGCCUGUUGCUCCCCAUGUUCGGCGUGGUGGGCAUUGGUAAGCUUGCUAGGUUUUAUAAAUUAGCUGACGACAACGACAACAACAACGACAUACUAAAGCCCUACCAGGAUGAUGAUGGAAAAAAUUACGACCUAAGUACGGAGUUCAGUUUGAUUGAAAAGAAGCUGCUGGAUAUGAAGCAUUCAAUUGAACAUGGAUAA